AGACGGCUCUUAGUAGCUCGUGACGUCAGUAGCAAUCAGCGUCCGCUCCUGGGCAGUAACGGUCGUAUCUCGAGAAACAAGCAGCGAUGACCCUCAUCAAGGAGUACCGUGUGGUUUUACCCUGUAGUGUUGAGGAGUAUCAAGUGGGACAGCUGUUCUCAGUGGCUGAAGCAAGUAAAAAUGAGACAGGCGGUGGUGAGGGUAUCGAGGUACUGAAGAAUGAGCCCUAUGAGAAAGACGGCGAGAAAGGACAGUACACACACAAAAUCUACCACAUAAAGAGUAAAGUCCCAACGUUUGUCAAAAUGUUUGCUCCUGAAGGCUCCCUGGUGUUCCAUGAGAAAGCCUGGAACGCUUACCCCUACUGCAGAACCAUUGUGACGAAUGAGUAUAUGAAAGACAACUUCUUCAUUAAGAUUGAGACGUGGCACAAACCAGACCUUGGAACAAUAGAAAAUGUGCACGAACUAGACGCCUCCACGUGGCAGAAUGUAACUGUUGUGCCCAUCGACAUUGCAGACAGAAGUGUAGUGUCCACUGCUGACUACAAGCUAGAUGAGGACCCGGCCGAGUUCAAGUCGGCUAAGACUGGCAGAGGACCCCUUGGGCCCGCCUGGAAGAAGGAGCUGGUUCAUAAGACGGACUGCCCGAGGAUGUGCGCCUACAAACUGGUCACAGUCAAAUUCAAGUGGUGGGGCCUGCAGACCAGAGUGGAGAACUUCAUCCAUAAGGAAGAGAAGAGGAUCUUCACUAACUUCCACCGCCAGCUCUUUUGUUGGAUUGAUAAGUGGGUGGAGCUGACUAUGGAUGAUAUCAGGCGGAUGGAGGCGGAGACACAGAGGGAGCUGGAAGAGAUGCGUAAGAAGGGCUUUGUGCGCGGUACAAAGGCUGCAGACAAGUAGCCCGGCCAGCUUUAGAUCUUGAGUGUUGCUGUGUAAGUUCUUGCUGGUCUCUCGGAUGCUUUCUCUGUUCACUGUGGGGUUUCGGUCGCUGCACGCCUCUGCUGCUGCUUUCACUCUGUACUCUUCCGGGUUGUCAAAGGGAUUUUUGUCCACUGUGUCUAAAUGUGCACCACUUGCAACUCCAUAGCUCACUCUGAAUAAGUGAAUCAAUAACACCAGUUUGCAGAUAAACAUGAUGUAUGUGCUCGGUCGGUAGGCGUUUUUGCUGACCCAGUGAAAAUAUCCAACCGUGGUUUGUACCAGUGUCUGUUGCUUAUGUGCACAUGCUUGUGUAUGCAUUGCUUUAACAUCUGGCCAGACCUUUCUCAGAAUCACCCAUGCUAAUUCUUUUGAAGAGGUGGCCAGCAGGUAAAAACAUACACAAAAGACCUGCUCACGACCAAUACCUGAAAACUAGAGCCUCCCCACAGAGGAGAAAAGCAAUCCUCUCUUUAAAUUACAGGUUUCUGUGAAUCUCACUGUGUAGAACCGUAGCACUGGUUUGCCCUUGGCACUGCUCUAAAUAUCAGCCUGGGCGCUCUGGCCGUACAAGGAGAAAACGGGAGGACUCGAGGAUGGACUGGCCAGAGUGGGCUCAAACAUUCCUGGCCUACCAACAAACACCCCUCCUCCCUCACAGCUCGCCCAAUUCAGCAUGUGUUUCUAAUUUUCCCUGGGAGUAAGUAAACAAGCGGAUGCCAUCAGAGAGGGAUGUGGAGGCCGACAUGCAGACGCUGCCAUUCAGGUCCUUGACGAGACUGUACCGGGUGAAUGAGAAUCUCGCUGUGGAGACGAUGCACCAACAGUCAUGUCUGCCCUUCUUGGUGUAUACUGGUCGAGUGCUGUUGGUAUAGAAGGGGGAGGCACAAGGGGGGGAAAAAAGGGGUGGGGGGGCUCAAGAUGGCUCCUUUUCCCUCAUUAACAUACAAAUGGAAUUUUGCAGUUGAGAAGGAGUCUGUGCCGUGAUUGAGAAGAAACGGGAAAAGGAUGAAGAAGUCCGUGGGUGGAUCCUCGUACCAUUUCAUCAGAUCUGUUUAGACUCACCGUUAGUUUGAACUGUUCCAUUAAGGUGUUCGCCUAUCAGAUUCUACCACUAAUUGACUUUCCAAAGCCAUCAGCCUCAGGUUGGGAGAAUUUGGAAGUGAUGCUUUUAUCUACCUAGAAGACAAACAUGGAGCUCGAUAAGGGCUGUUGGAGCAGAUUUCUAAGCAAAGGCUAAAUAUUUCAGUUUGCAAAAGGACAUUUGUUGAAUUUUCUUUUUUCUUUUUAUGGUUUAUGAUGCAAGAAAUACAUCUCUGUUAUACAUCAUGAAUAGAAAUUAGUCCACAAGCCCAUGCGCAGUAACCAGCAACCGUUCAUGAAGGGAUCCACUGAAAUGCAAGCGUCCACUAAACCUGCCCCUCACCUGUUAAGCUCGCACAAAUCUAAUAUGGUGUCCAUUUCCCUCUGUUUGCCCACAGCUUCGCAGACAGGGAGACGUGCGAGGAACCACCGCUGCAGUCGAAUGAAAAGGCAAAGGAUUUUAAACGCCCACGACAACGGCUCAGAGGCCUCCUUUGGUGCCUCUAUUUUACCAGAACUGAUUUAGGCUUUGGAGUGGGGGAGGGGGGGGGUGCUCUGCUACCUGCAAUCAAUAGAGCAGAUCCCUGACUUGCAUCCAAUCAUAGACAUUCUAUUCACUGAGGAAUUGAUUUCUAGAAACCAACACGAUCCUAGCUGAUAAGACUGGUUCAUUCUGCUCUCCUGGGCAGAGAAAGGCCGGCUAUCAGCAUCUUGUUAUUGACAAGACCGAGCCUGCUGGAGAGAUAUGAAGAGGAGCUUCUUGCAGUAGAGAUACAUUUUCACAAAAGGAAAUUCAUUGACUUGAUUCCACAGUGGCAGGUGUUUGGACCAAAAUAUUUCUCCUGUCAUAUUUAGAUUUUCCUUUUUCCUGCAUAACAUUCCUCUGAAGACGAUGCCCUGUCCGAUCUCUCUUUGGCUCCUCCUCCUUGGUCUUGACUGUACACAUUGUGGCGCAGUGGUUUGCAUUCCCCAGCAUGACAGCAUGUCUGUUUGUCAUACUCGUGUUACUUCCUGCCACAGCCUCCAUUUAGAGAUUACUAACACCCUUGGCGCCUUGGCCCAUUGUAAUCCUUCACCCCACCUCCCCCAAAGCACUGCAUCUUAUUAACACCGACGAUCAUGCCCGUACAGGUAUUCACUCUCAUACUGAUUUAAUAGGAACACACGCACACGCCGCAUAUACAUCGCUCGCACACGGAUGAACGUGUUAAUUAAUUCUCACACAUACACUCGCAGGUGUGGAUGCCUUUGCGGUGACUGAUGUCUGAAAAUCUCAAGCUGGGCAGAUCCAUGCAAGCUUGUUCAGCUAAAGGAUGUUACUUUGGAAGUGUUUACAGCUCUCACUGAUUCCCCCUCCCACACACACACGCACCCCAUUCUAAAGACAUUCACACAUAACAUACAACACAGCAUUCACCUUCCUAACAGAAGACCCCAGAGGAAAAAAAAAGACACUGAAAAACAGCCACAGAUGGUGCAUCACCCCUCGAGCCUCUUGUCACAAGCCAAACUGCAGCGCACUGCUCGCCCCAGCCCACCCUAGAGGCCUGUCUCACUCAUCUGGUUCUCAGAGGUAGACUGUUUCCAAAAGGCCUCUUCUGUUCCGCUACAGUCUCGGUGUGUUUACAGAGUUCUAUAAGCCUCACCAGUGCCCGUUCGACACCAGCACCACACACUUCUUGCCUUAAUCCCCGUACCGUUGGACCUAUUAUAACUAUUGUACCUCUGCUGUCAGCUAUUGCGCUCGCUACCUCCCUUGUUUCCGACUGGCAAUUUUCUUGACACCUAAAGGUUAGAACGAUAAGAGUAAAUCACUGCAGAAAGAGCUUUAUGAGCAAAGUUGUUUGUGAUGACUCUUUAUUUUCUUAUAUCGCAUGCGACUCCCUUUGUUUCCUGAUAUGUGUCGCAGCGACUGAGCCUGUGUAAUUCCUUCAGCAAGCAAAAAAUAUGUAAGUAGCAGCCGGAACAGCUUGUUACACUGCUGUUGGUGCAAAGAGCUGCAGAUUUACAUCUUCGCCUCAGAUCUGCCUUUUGAUUGAUUUGCCAUGUUAAUGACUCUUCAUGUGUCUCCCGCCUACAGUGUACAAGUGGUUUCCUCAUUUGAUCCUCGUUUGUGUUGUGUUCUUUGUUUAACGUAUCAAUGUCUUCAAUUGUGGAACAGGAAUUGGGGAUUUGUUUUUAGAGAUCAUGUUCCUUUCAAGACAAGCAUAUAAUGAAAUAAUCUGCGUUCAACAAUCCAAAUGUUUUGUCUGUAAAUGGUAUGAGGGAGUGUGAUCUCUUCUCAAUAAUGGCUUAUUGGCUUGUCCAAAGAGAAUGAAUGGAUUUCUGACAUGUUUACAAGAAUUCAGCAUUUGUAGGCUGGUGAUCUAGAAAGAUUGGGAAGGCAACGGUUUUCUACACAAGAAAAUCUUCUCAGGUCAACAAUAUGACAUGCAUUUUUUUUCUUUUUUUUUUUUUUAUAUUGUUGCCCCAAACAAUUGACUUCUUUACACCGUACCACUGGUAAUCCAGUGUCAACAUGAUGGGGAGAGGUUGUAUUAUAUCCCAUCAUUUCGUUUUAUCACACCAUGUGAGACAGCCAGUUGGUCGUUGUGACUGUACUGUGAUUGUAUUCAUACGUCUCAAAGAGCGAAAAGUACGACACGAUUGAUCUUCAAUGUAAUCAAUGAUUUGAAGUGUGUCGAAAUGAUUCCUGCUGUCUGUUCAAUAGAGAAGGCAGUGGCUAAAGAGAACAACCUCAAUCAACGGUUUACCGUCAAGACAAUGAUAGGAGGGGAGAGGAAGUACUUGCAAAGCAACUGUACAGUAUUAUCCUAAUUUAUGAAAUUUACAACUUUAAUUUCUGAACCGCUUGCUUUUAAAUGUUUAAAGCUUUUGAAAUUCAGGGGACAUUGUAGUGAAUGAGAUUUUGUGCCUUUCUUUCUGUGAUCUUGUGUGCCAUUAAAUCUUCAUAUUGUAUCUAAAUGUCAAAUAAAUUUUGUCUGGAGAAUACAUUUUUCAGAUUGUGCGUCUGCUGUUUGAUUGUAUACAGGUGGUUGUUGGAGAUUGAAGGCUAAACCUAAAGGGAAGUGGUAAGACUCAUUUCCUUUUGGCUUAGAAUGAAGUCUUCACAACAUAUAUUUUAUACAACUGUUCACUGACAGAUUUUAAUAGAAGAUGCAACAAGAGUUUAAUCUUUAAUUCAAAAAUAUAUCUUAGACAAAGGCUGAGGCUUGACUAGAAGCAUUAGUUCUCCACUGUAAAAAUACACAUCAGAUAGUAUGAACAUCCCCUCAGACUGGUUCCUGGUGACUCCAGCAUGGACUAGACUUUCAGUGACCUGCAGGUCACAAGAGUCGCACAAUAACAGCGGAAUCCGUGCUAAAGAGCAGGAAGAGCUGCCAGUCUGCUGCCUGAGAUAUCCGCCUUUUUAUUGUUUCUGGAGGAACGGUCACAUGUGCCUGCUGCAAGGAAACCAGUCAUAUCUGCCCCCAGAACAAGCAAAUGAUGCUGUUUCUAAAAGGGGAGAUGGGCAGGCUCGCCCACGCACCUCCUGUUAAGUGGCAGCUCACAGUAGUCUACAUGGACACAUGUAUCCAU
Molecule: messenger RNA, 5582 nt
Organism: Anarrhichthys ocellatus (wolf-eel)
Lineage: Eukaryota; Metazoa; Chordata; Actinopteri; Perciformes; Anarhichadidae
Product: phosphatidylinositol transfer protein beta isoform
Exons: 11
Coding region: 87-902 (271 amino acids)
Biological process (GO): phospholipid transport
Cellular component (GO): cytoplasm
Molecular function (GO): phosphatidylcholine binding; phosphatidylinositol transfer activity; phosphatidylcholine intramembrane carrier activity
Source: RefSeq, a predicted model, not a curated record